CUGAACUCUAUCAUCACCAUGUGAAGUGUGAACGCUAGCUAAAAAGUUCCCGUCCCGUCAUUUCUUGUCUUCUACUCCUCAACCUCUGGUUAGUUAGUUACCGCGCAGGUUCCAGGAAGCCACCUUUGACUCUGUAUGAGUCUCCGGUCGGUCUGAAAAUCCAGUUUUCCUAUUUUUUUAUGACGACUGACUCAACGACCCCUUUUCUAUGCCUUAAUUAUUAUAAAAAGAGAAAAAAGAAAUCCAAAACUCAAAAACCCACAUUUCUUACAAUUGUACCAAUACCAAAUACGCACCACCACCAUGUAUCUCCAAUACAUCAAUCCCACCAGCGCAGCCACUAUUAACGACGCCGUUUCCGUCUCUUCAACCGAGCCCAAUAAUAUAGCGGCUCCCAGACUUGUGGACCAAAACGGCGACUGUAGGCACGCUUUGGCUGUCGUUUCGCAGCCACUACCGGAGGUGCCGAGGUGGGAGAGCGCUCCGAGAGUGGUCCCGUCCAUGGACGCCGUGGUGAAGGUGUUUUGUGUGCACACGGCACCUAAUUUCUCGUUGCCUUGGCAGAGGAAGAAGCAGUACAGUUCCAGCAGUAGUGGGUUUGUGAUAGGGGGCAGAAGGGUUUUGACUAAUGCGCAUUCUGUGGAUCAUCAUACUCAGGUUAAGCUCAAGAAACGCGGCUCUGAUACCAAGUACUUGGCCACUGUCCUAGCCAUUGGAACCGAGUGUGAUAUUGCGAUGCUUACUGUGAGUGAUGAUGAGUUCUGGGAAGGGAUUUCACCUGUGAAGUUUGGGUGUUUGCCUGCACUCCAAGAUGCUGUGACUGUUGUUGGGUACCCAAUUGGGGGUGACACAAUCUCUGUGACUAGUGGUGUUGUGUCACGCAUGGAGAUACUGUCUUAUGUUCACGGCUCCACUGAGCUUCUGGGAAUGCAGAUAGAUGCUGCAAUCAACUCUGGAAACUCUGGUGGACCUGCCUUUAAUGAUAAGGGAAAAUGCGUGGGCAUUGCAUUUCAGUCCCUUAAACAUGAAGAUGCGGAAAAUAUAGGCUAUGUCAUACCCAUACCGGUUAUUAUGCACUUCAUUGAGGAUUAUGAGAAGAAUGGCGCAUAUACAGGCUUCCCAAUUCUUGGAAUCGAGUGGCAAAAGAUGGAAAAUCCUGAUCUUCGCAUGUCAAUGGGGAUGGGACCUGAUCAAAAGGGUGUGCGUAUUAGAAGAAUAGAACCUACAUCUCCAGAAUCUCAACUGCUGAAGCCAUCUGAUGUUAUUCUUAGCUUUGAUGGGGUUAACAUUGCUAAUGAUGGCACAGUUCCAUUCAGGCAUGGAGAGCGCAUAGGUUUCAGUUACCUUGUCUCUCAAAAAUACAUUGGUGACAAUGCUGUAGUAAAAGUUCUUCGUAAUUCAGGGACACUUGAAUUCAACAUUAAACUUGCAAAACACAAGGAACUCAUCCCCUCACACAUUGAGGGAAAACGCCCUUCCUAUUAUAUCAUUGCUGGAUUUGUUUUCACAGCUGUUUCUCUUCCAUAUCUGCGUUCUGAGUUUGGAAAUCUAUUUGACGUUCCAAUCAAACUGUUGGACAAGCAUUUACAUGCAAUGGCACAGUCUAUUGAUGAACAGCUUGUUGUAGUUUCUCAGGUACUUGUUGCUGACAUUAACAUUGGAUAUGAGGACAUCGUUAACAAUCAGGUUCUUACUUUCAAUGGUAUGCCUGUGAAGGAUCUGAAGAGCUUGGCCAGCAUGGUUGAGAAUUGUGAUGACGAGUACCUAAAGUUUGGUUUGGAAUACAAUCAGAUGGUUGUUCUACAGACGAAUACUGCCAGGGCAGCAACACUGGAUAUCCUCACGACACAUUGCAUAUCUUCGGCCAUGUCUGAUGAUCUUAUGACUAAAGAGAAUGCUUUAGAGGAAGUACAGUCGACACUUGAUGACCCUAAGACUAGAGAUACGAUUUUAGAGGAAGUACAAGAGACUAAAGAUAUUUUUUAAGAGGAAGUACAGAAGACCUCUUCUCCUUUAGCCAGCGACAUAGAUGAAUUCUAGAAUGCUCUUACAGGAAACCAAGUAUAACACUUGUCCCAACCAAAUUUCAGAGUCGUCAUUAUGGGAUAAGCUUUUAAUUUUUUUUUUAGUCAUAGAUUAUGUGAUAGUAAGGGCAAAAGGAAAUAAUGUCACUUGUGCAAGAACCUAGUUUGGGAUUGUAAAAACAUUUUCUUCAUAUGAAAUCAAUUUGAUGCAAGUUUUAUGGCCUCAA
Messenger RNA from Prunus dulcis (almond), 2251 nucleotides. RefSeq names its product protease Do-like 9. Gene Ontology annotation, molecular function: protein binding; serine-type endopeptidase activity. Gene Ontology annotation, biological process: proteolysis. The transcript has 8 exons. The coding region runs from base 304 to 1986 and encodes 560 amino acids. The record is from RefSeq and is a predicted model, not a curated record. Lineage: Eukaryota; Viridiplantae; Streptophyta; Magnoliopsida; Rosales; Rosaceae.